UCCCCCCCCCUUGGGCCCCCUGGGGACCAGAGGGCGGGUAGUUGUUCCCCCUGGCCUGGAGGGCGGGGGCGCUGCGGCGGGGCUCCGCAGAAAGCCCGCGGGCACCACCGCCUCCAUCGUGCUCUCUGCGUCUGCAGGCUAGAGGCCGGCUCCUUCCGGAACCCCAAGCUCUGUCCCCAGGGAGCCAUGGCGACGUCCAGGGCCUGUCUCUACCUUUGGAUGUGCGUGGCUGCAGCGCUGGCGUCUUUCCUGGCGGGCUUUAUGGCGGGCUGGUUUAUUAAGCCUUUGAGAGAAACCACCACUUCACUCCCCUAUCAUCAAAGUAUACGGUGGAAACUGGUAUCUGAGAUGAAAGCUGAAAAUAUUAAAUCAUUUCUUCGUUCUUUUACAAAGCUUCCUCAUCUGGCAGGAACAGAACAAAAUUUACUUCUUGCUAAGAAAAUCCAAACCCAGUGGAAGAAAUUUGGACUGGAUUCCGCCAAGUUGGUUCAUUAUGAUGUCCUCCUAUCCUACCCCAAUGAGACAAAUGCGAACUAUAUAUCAGUCAUGGAUGAACAUGGGAUUGAGAUUUUCAAUACCUCCUAUCUUGAGCCACCACCAGAUGGAUAUGAGAAUGUUACAAAUAUUGUUCCACCAUAUAACGCUUUCUCAGCCCAAGGCAUACCAGAGGGAGAUCUCAUAUAUGUGAACUAUGCUCGUACUGAAGACUUUUUCAAACUGGAAAGAGAGAUGAACAUCAACUGCAGUGGCAAGAUUGUUAUUGCAAGAUAUGGAAAAAUCUUCAGAGGAAAUAAAGUUAAAAAUGCCAUGUUAGCAGGAGCCAUAGGAAUCAUCUUGUACUCAGAUCCAGCUGAUUACUUUGCCCCUGCCGUACAGCCAUAUCCUAAAGGAUGGAACCUUCCUGGAACUGCAGCGCAGAGAGGGAAUGUGUUAAAUUUGAAUGGUGCUGGUGACCCGCUCACUCCAGGCUAUCCAGCUAAAGAGUACACCUUUAGACUUGAUGUCAAAGAAGGAGUGGGAAUCCCCAAGAUCCCUGUACAUCCUAUUGGGUAUAAUGAUGCAGAAAUAUUACUACGUCACAUGGGAGGAACUGGUCCACCAGAUGACAGCUGGAAGGGAAGUCUUAAUGUGCAUUACAACAUUGGGCCUGGCUUUGCAGGGCAUGAGUCCUUCAGGAAGGUAAGAAUGCACGUUCAUAACACUAAUAAAAUUACAAGGAUUUACAAUGUCAUUGGAACGAUCAGAGGAUCUGUGGAACCUGAUAGGUACGUUAUUCUAGGAGGUCAUCGAGACUCCUGGAUGUUUGGAGCAAUUGACCCAACCAGUGGGGCUGCUGUUUUGCAAGAAAUCGUCCAAAGUUUUGGAAAACUGAUGAGCAGAGGCUGGAGACCUAGGAGAACCAUCAUUUUUGCCAGCUGGGACGCAGAAGAGUUUGGGCUGCUGGGCUCCACAGAAUGGGCUGAGGAGAAUGUAAAAACACUCCAGGAGAGAAGCAUUGCUUAUAUCAACUCAGAUUCAUCUAUAGAAGGCAAUUAUACUCUCAGAGUUGACUGUACACCCCUUCUUUACCAAUUGGUAUAUAAACUGACAAAAGAGAUCUCUAGCCCAGAUGAUGGUUUUGAGAGUAAAUCUCUUUAUGAAAGCUGGUUGGAAAAGGAUCCUUCAUCUGAAAAUAUAAAUUUACCUAGAAUCAACAAACUUGGAUCUGGAAGUGAUUUUGAAGCUUAUUUUCAGAGACUUGGAAUUGCUUCAGGCAGAGCUCGUUACACUAAGAAUAGGAAAACAGAAAAGUACAGCAGCUACCCGGUAUACCAUACGAUUUAUGAGACGUUUGAAUUAGUAGAGAAUUUUUAUGACCCUACAUUUAAAAAACAGCUCUCUGUGGCUCAGUUACGAGCAGCACUGGUUUAUGAGCUCGCAGACUCUAAAAUCAUUCCUUUCAAUAUUGAAGACUAUGCAAAAGCUUUGAAAAACUAUGCAACAAGUAUCUACAAUUUAUCUAAGAAACAUGACCAGCAAUUAAGAGACCAUGGAGUAUCAUUUGAUUCUUUAUUUUCUGCUGUGAAGAACUUCUCAGAUGCUGCUUCAGAUUUUCAUAGAAGACUUAGACAAGUUGAUCUUAAUAAUCCUAUUGCAGUGCGAAUCAUGAAUGACCAAUUGAUGCUCCUGGAGAGAGCAUUCAUCGAUCCCCUUGGUUUACCAGGGAGGCGGUUCUAUAGGCACAUCAUCUUUGCUCCAAGCAGUCACAACAAAUAUGCUGGAGAAUCAUUUCCUGGUAUCUAUGAUGCUAUGUUUGAUAUUGAAAAUAAAGAUGACCCUCGUUCAGCCUGGACAGAAGUAAAGAAACACAUUUCGAUUGCAGCCUUUACAAUUCAAGCAGCAGCAGGAACUCUGACAGAAGCAUUAUAGUAGUAAGGCCUCAGCCAAGUGGCUAGCCACUGAAAUUGUUACUGAAAGUCUUAGGAUAAAAUUGUUUUUUUGAUAAAUCUUGCUUUUCAUGUCAGGUUUUGAUUUUAGACUUCCAUCCUGUCCAACUGUGAAGUUUUUUUGUCUCUUUAAAAAAAAUUCAUAACCUCCUCAGCGAAAACAAAACAACUUGUCACAGGGCAGAAAGACAUAAAGAACCUGAAAAUUCCCUAAAAUGAAAUACAGCAAGGAACUUGGAAAAAAGUUGUUUCUUACAAAGUUAAAAAUACAGUUGACCCUUGAACAACAUGGGUCUGAACUGCUCAUGUCCACUUAUACAUGGAUUUUUUUCUCCUGCAGUACACUAUAUAUGCAUUUACUCUUGAUGAUUUUAACAUUUUUUCUCUAGUUUUAUUGUAAGAAUAUAGCAUACAUGUACAAAGUGUGAGUUAAUCAAACUUUGCUAUUGGUAGGCUUCUGCUCAACAGUAGACUAUGAGCUGUUAAAGUUUUAGGGAGUGAAGUUGUAUGAUGGAUUGGCACCUCUAACCCUCACAUUGUGCAAGGGUCAACUACAGUAACUUGCAAGUUAUUGCUUCCUAAGUUAUUUUGUUUUCAUCCUCUUUAAUCAAUAGGUGAUCGUUAUGAACAAAUGAAUGAAUGAACGUGGCAGUGUGAUGUAACUAAUCAGAUGUUAUUACAUACAAAAUGUCCUUGAACUAUUUCCUAAAAACGUUUUCCCUUAGGAGUACUUUACCUAUGAGAUGUUUUAUGUAAGCAACUUGGUAACCACAAAGCAAAAAUCUAGUGAUGAAAUAUAUAUAUAUAAAAAGGGAAGACUGAACAAAUCAUCAUGGAAAUUCACUUUACAAAUAAAACAAACAGAAUGCACACAGCAAGAUGGCAGUAAUUAUGAAUGGACUGAAUUCACCAAGCAAAGCACAGAGUGGCUGGAAGAAAAAAAAAAAAAACUACACUGUGUAAAGGAAAUUCAUUUUGGCUCUUAAGACAUACACAGGCUCAAAGUGUAGGAACAGAAGACGAUAUUCCAUGGAGGUGGAUACCAAAAAAUAAAUAAAACACAAAAGUGGGUGUGUAGCAAUACUUAGCAAUACAUAGCCAGAGAAAAUACACUUCAAGCCAAAAAACAUUAACAAGCAACAGAGAAAUCAUAUAAUGAUAAAAUACAUCAAGAAGAGAGAAUACAUACACCUCCAACAUCAAAGCACCAGGAUUAAAAAAAUUCUCACAUUUAAAUGGAGAGAUACUUCCUUAACAGGGGACUUUAAUACUAUUAGAAUAAACAUGUAGACAGAAAAGAAGGAAACACUGAAAUUGAACCAAAACAACUUAGAAAGCAAAAUGAUUUAGCAGUUUUUUAUAGAACAUUCCAUCCAAGAGCAGAAUACACAUUCUUCUCAAGUGCAUAUGAACGUUUUCUAUGGCAGAUCCUAUAAGAGGGCACAAAAUGAAUCUCAGCAAAUUUAAGAUUGAAAUCAUACCAUCUUUUCUGACCACAAUGGUAUUAAUUAGAAAUCAGUAAGAGGAAGCUACCAAUAUGUAGGAACUAAACACUUCUAAACAAGGAGUCAAAAAAAUGGGAAUGAACUAUCUCAUAACAAAUGAAAAUGGGAGUAUAACACAUCAGAUCUUAUGGGAUACAGGAAAGUAAAUGGGAGGAAAGAAAUCACAAAAAUCUCAAGCAACUUAAUUGUAUACUUCUAGUAAGAAAAAAAAGAACAAACCUAAAGGUAGCAGAAAAUAAAAUCAAAGCAGAACUCUAUUUCAGGAAAAAACUAUCAAUAAAACUAAAAGCUAGUUCAUCGAAAAGAUAAAAUUGACAAAUUUUAUUAACUAGAUUCAGAGAAAGAAAAUUAGAAAUGAAAGAUCUUACAACUGAUACUACAAAAAUACAUAAGAUUGUAAGAUACCAUUAGGAACUCUGUGCCAAAAAUUAGAUAAACUUGAAGAAAUGGACAAAUUUCUACAAACAACCUACCCAAGAUUGAAUGAAACACAAAGAGAAAAUGUGAAUAUACCAGUAACGAGCAAGAGACUGAAUCCAUAAACCUCUUGUAGAAAAUAUAACCCAGGACAAGAUGGCUUCAUUGGCAAAUUCUAACAAACUCUUAAAUACUAAUCUUUUUCAAACUCUUAAAAUAUUUGAGGUGUAGGAAUCAUUUCCAAACUCAUCUUAAAAGGCCAGCAUUAUUUUGGUACCAAAGUCAAAUAAGACCACAAUAAAAAAGGGAUGUCUUGGUGGCUCAGUCAGUUGAGAACCCAACUCCUGAUUUUGGCUCCGGUCAUGAUCGCAGGGCUGAGAGAUUCAGCUCUGCAUCAAGCUCUGCAUUGGAUGUUGAGCCUGCUUAAGAUCCUCUCCCUCUCCCUCUGCAACCCCCAGCCCCUUCUCACACGUGCAUGCUGUCUCAAAACCAAAAAACAAAAAAGAACCAUAGACCAGUAUCUCUGAUAAACAUAGAUGUAAAACAUCUGAACAAAAUAUUGGCAAACCGAAUUCAAGAACACAGAGAUUAAAAACCGAGACUAAAUAGGAUUUUUCCCUUAGGAUACAAGCAAGGAUGGUUCAGCAUAUACAAAUCAAUACAUGUCCUACUUCAGAUUAAUGAAAUGGAAGAUAAAAAUCAUGCAUCUGACAAAAUGCAACAUCCUUUCAUGAUGAAAACUUUGGGAGACUGAGUAUAGAAGCAUAACACACUUCAGCAUAACAAAGGCCAUCUAUGACAAACCCAUAACUAACUUACUCAGUUGAGAAGAACUCAAAGUUUUCCCUUGCAUCCAAAUCAGGAAGGAAGAGGUCAAACUGUUCCAUUUGCAGUUAAUAUACUUUACGUAUGUAGAAUCCCAAAGACACACAACCAAAAAAACCUGCUGGAACUAAUCAGUGAUUUCAGUAAAGUUGCAGGACAAAGUACAGAAAUAUAAAUAAAUCACAUUCUUAUAUACUAAGGAUAAAAUAUCUGAAAACGAAAUAAAAUUAUCCCAUUCACAGCAUCAGAAACAAUCUACUUAGCAAUAAAUUUAAUCAAGGAAGUGAAAGAUCUGUACAAUGAAAACUCUAAGACUUUGCUGAAAGAAAAUCAAGACACAAAUGGAAAAGACAUCUUACGUUCAUGGAUCAAAAACAAUAUUAAAAUGUCCAUAUUACACGAAGCCAUCUAUAGAUUUAAUGCAACCCCCCUCAAAAUACCAAUGGCAUUCUUUACGGGAAUAGAAAAACGAUCCUAAAAUUUGUAUGGAACCCCAAAUAGCCAAAGUUAUCUUGAGGGAAAAGAACUAAGCUGGAAGUAUCCCAUUUGAUUUCAAACUAUACUACCAAAACAGCACAGUGCCAACGCUAAAACAGGCAUAUAGACCAAGAGAACAGAUUCCAAAACUAAACCCCUGCAUAUAUAGGCCAACUAAUAUUUGACAAGGUAGCAAAGAACACCCAAUGGGGAAAGGACAGUUUCUUCAACAGACAGGUGUUGGGAAAACUGGAUAAACACAGAGCAAUGAAAUUAUACUCUUCUAUAGCUCACAAAAAUUAACCUGAAAUGGAUCAGACAUUAAACAUAAGACCUGAUACUAUAAAACUAGAAGAAAACAUAGGGAAAGCUCUUCAACAAUGGUCAUAGUAAUAUUUGAAAUAGGACUCCAAAAGUGCAAACAAAAGCAAAAAAGUCAACAAAAUGGGACUACAUCAAAGUUAAAAGUUUUCACACAGCAAAAGAACAAAAUAAAAAAGCAAGGUAGAGAAGAAAACUUCUGCUAAUCAUAUAUCUGAUAAAGUGUUAAUAUCCAAGAUAUACAAAGAACUCCUAAACUGGAUACAAAAAAAAAAAAAAAAUCAAAGAAUCCAAAAAAUGGGCAGAAUAACUUAACAUUCUCUAAAGAUAUCCAUCCAUGUGGUCAACAGGUGCAUGAAAAUUAAUCAGGAAAAUGCAAAUUAAAACCACAGUGAGACAUCACCUUAUGCCUAGUCAAAUGGCUAUCAACAGAAAAACCAAGGUGCGGCAAGGCUGUGGAGACAAGGAAGCCCUUGUGCACUGUUGGUAGGAAUAUAAAGGGAGCUCUUCUGUGCUGUUGGUAGGAAUAUAAACUGCUACAGCCACUAUGGAUAACAGUAUGGAGGUUCCCUAAAAAAAGAACUAUCACAUGAUGUAGUAAUUCUACUUGUGACAUUUAUCCAAAGAAAAUGAAAACACUAAAUCAAAAUGAUAUAUGCACCCCAUCUUCACUGCAGCACUAUUUACAACAGCCAAGAUAUGAAAGAACCUGUGUCCACUGGCAGAUAAAGGAUUUUUUUCUUUUAAAUAUUUUAUUUAUUCAUGAGAGAGACACAGAGAGGCAGAGGUAGAAGCAGGCUCCAUGCAGAAAGCCCAAUUUGGGACUCAAUCCUGGGAUCCGGAAUCAUGCCCUGAGCCAAAGGCAGACACUCAACUGCUGAGAUACCCAGGCAUCCCGACAGAUAAAUGGAUUAAAGAAAUGCAGUGUAUAUACACUGAGCAGUGUGUAUUCACUCAUGAAUACAUCCUAGUAGGAUAUACAGGAUAUCCUGUUUGUGACAACAUGGAUGGACUUAGGGGCACAUUGUGCUAAGUGAUAUAAGUCAGAUAAAGACAAGUGCUAUAUGCUGUCAAUUGUAUGUGGAAUUUUGAAUGACCAAAAUUGUAGAAUCAGAAAAUAAAAUGGUGAUAACCACAGGACAAAGGUUGUGGGGUUCAGAGCAGAUGUAGUUUAAAGGUACACAUUUAUAAGAUGUAGUUAAUACACCUUAGAAAUAUAAUACCCAGUACAAUGAAUAAAAACAUAAACUUGUAUUAUCAUCAUCAAACUUGCUAAGAGAUUAGAACUUAAUUACUCCAACCACCAAAAAUAAUUAUGAUUAUGUAAUAAUUACAUAAUGCAAUAGAGAUGCCAAUUAUUGCUUCAAUGGCAAUCAUAUUACAAUAUAUAAAUGUAUCAAAUUAACAUGUUGUAUACCUUAACUUUCCUUGGAAGCAGAGGCCUCUGUGGUUGGUCAAUUAUCAAGAGCACAAAGGAAGUCACUAAAAAGUGUUUUUGUUAAAUGAAUUAAGCAAAGGGAUGGCUACAAUGCUAAAAAUGCUCACAAACUUACAUCUUAUUAAAAAUGUUAACAAAACUUGUAAACUGCAUACCUACCAAACUCAGAACUUUUUGGAGAAAAACUAUUAAGAAAGCUAAAAUUCAGCUGGUCUCAAGAUUAUCUGGCAAAGCACAACAUAUGCAAAGUAAAUCAUCCAUAUAAGCUAGAGAUCUCCCUUUGGAAGAAGGGCCCUAUAAUUUAUAACUAUAAUUUUACAUUUGGUUCUUGAUUCAUUAAACACUCUUUUAAGGUGGUUUUAAAAAAAGUCUUUCCCUCAUAAUUUCAUGGAACAUCUUCCCUAGCUUUUCACAAUGAGAACUCAUCCAGUUUUCACAUAAUUGAAGAAUGAGUUUGUUUGCUUAACACACCAAUAAUUUUAAUGUGCUGCUUUUCUUUCACCCCAUUACAGUGACACUCUUUGCCUAUGUACACAGUCAAGUAUACAGAGAUGCAGGAAAAUUGUCCCAAAGUCCAGAUGAUAAUAAGGCCAACUUACAUGCACAAGUCUUUACAUGACAAAUUCAUUGCUAUGAGCCUGUCACUUUCAUUCAGUCUUGUAACUCAAUCCUUAAUUUUUGUCAAUUGCCCACCAGCCUUUAGAGGUCCUCAUGAAGUAUGUCAAUGGCUCCACUGAUUGGCACAAAAACUGAAUACCCACUAUCCUUUCAUGAUAAUUUGGUCAUAUGAUACUAACAAAAAAAAAAAAAAGACUAAUUAAAAAAUGGCAGUUACUAUUUUAGGUUUAGGUGACUUUGGCAGUUACUAUUUUAGGUUUAGGUGACUUAGAUGCCUUUAGUGUCAUGGUAAAGAGUUUAAGGAUUUAGGAAUCAAAGUCCCUCAAUUUAAAAUCUAAUCUCAAAAAACUCUAAUCUCACCAUUUGCUACCUAUGUGACCUGAGGCAAUGUAGGUAUUUUUCCUUUGCUUCUGCUUCUCUAGCAGUAAAACACAGAUAAUAGUAUAUAAUCACAUGGAGGUGACCAAAAACUAAGUAAGAGCAUUUACACUCGAGUUGCUAAAAGCUCUUGAACAAAAAAUUAGCUGUAGUUGGGUCUACCGUUUUUGAAUUACUUGUAACUGAUAACUAAAUUCCCAAGCCUCAAUUGCAAAAUUUGUAAAGUCUUCUAACCUAAUCAAGUGAAUAGUGUUAUUACUUUUCCUGAUAGCUUUAAAUUACGUGCCUGGAAAAUUAAACUAGAAUUCCAUCUAAUUGAGUACCUUUCAGUUCUAAUUUUCAUUAUCUUGAUACUGGCUUUCUGCUCCCUUAAAUUUGUUCCUUCCUUUUGCCUCCAACCCCGGUUCUUCCUGCUGAUAACUUAGGGCGUUUUAUGGAGGUUGGGGAAGGUACUUGAAGGAAUCCUUGAGUUAUCAAAACCAGUCCAAGUCGGCCUCUACUAUUAGGUCAUCAGUCAGAUCAGUAUGUUAUUAAAAUCUUGCUUUCAUUAGUAGGGAGCCUUUUAAAGCUUUACACACAAUUGUAAUUAUAAGAAACCCAUUAAUUCUAAUAAAGCCCAUGUAUUGAACAUUUAUAACUUGUAGAUUUUAUUUGUUGACACAAUCUUUACAUUUUCCUCCACCUUAAGAAUAUAUCAUGCCUAACUAAACUGUGUGAUCACUGAUGCUGACAGAAUCAAGCAAGAGACAGUCUGGUGAAUUUAUGAAUUUACGUUGUUUUGUCAACCCAGCAGCCUUCCUUCUCUGUCCUGGCAAAGAACUCUUCUUUCAUAAAAGGGACUCAUUACAGGUGGUUUCGGGGACACACAGUGCACAUUCAGGGUGUAAGCCUGAACAAUCCUUUAUUUGACUUAUCUCAGCACCUGUGUACUUCUACUUUAUCAUACUUCAGGGCAGGGUCUGUCAUUGUUUUUCGAAUUUUCAUUGAGGUGCCCUCAAAUGUUCAGAAUGCUAUCAAUUCUGCAUCCUCAAAGUUAGCUAAAUAGAAUUAUUUACAUUAUUAUUAACCUAUGAUUUCCAAAUCCUGAGAGCCAGACAAGGCCUCACCAUGAGCUUCAGAACUUAACCAAUAGACUGGACUACUUCACCUGGAUGUUAUAAACAUUCCUGGGAGUCAGCAGUCCUUUAUGACAACCACUUUUCCAUAUCCAAAACCUUUUUCUACAUUCCCUGUCUUGUUCACAAACCUAGGAGUUAUCCAAAACCUUCAUUCUCUAGUCCUUAAAACGUUUCAGUUCAAGAUCCUAAGUCCCUUCAUUUAUCCCCUUCUCUUCCUACUGCUUUUGUUGCAUUUCAUGCCUUCAUCCUAUCUGGCCUUUUAACUACUUCCAAUUACACCUUCGUAUCAAACUGAUUUUUCUAAAUUAAAAUGCAAGCCUUAUUGCAAACAUAGGGAACAACCUAAGUGAAGGCAAAAGGUGACUGAGUCUGUACAAGUCUUGAAUAAGACUAAAGGCAAAAAACUCUAACAAACAAAAUGCCCACUGUACUCGAGUUGAUAAAAUUUGUUCCCCGUGGGAAGUUAGUAAUUCUGAUACUGCUAUACAUGUGUACUGGAGCUGAACAAUUAAGUAAAUGGAUGGCAGACGGAAGAAUCCACAUUUUCACUGCAGGAGUAAGUUACAGAGAAAUGAGGAGGCCAGAGUGAUGUACAUGGUAACAGUUAGUGUUGGAGAUAUAAGUAUGAAUUCAUGUUUAGCUUAAUGUAGAUACAAAUGGUUACUUAUAGAAAUAUUUAUAGAUAUAAGUAUAAACACAGGUUGAUAUAUACAUUUCCUUGCUAUCAGCUAAGUGAGCCUAGAAGCAAAGACAAGUCUGUGGCUAUGAAUGUACACCUAAUAUCCAGAUAUUAGUUUCUAAUACCAUUCUUCAAUAAACCAGGGAUCUUUGGAGAAGUGGCUAACUGGAGGGAGCAUCUUGAAGUAGCAGGAAAAAAGUACUAAACAAAAAACUAAAAAACCCCAUAAUGAGAGGAUAGCAGUCUAACAGAAAAACACAGGAGCAAUGGAAUGGCUUUAAAAACCAAAGCUGGAACAAUCUGAGAAACAAAACAAUGUAAUACUAGAUUAUAACUUGAAAUAGGAAAUAGAGUCCAUAAUGAAAUAAAAUAUGAAGAGACAAAUCUCCUAUGCGCAGAAAUUCUAAAUAAUGUAAAUUUUCCACCCUUGAAAUAUAAUUCCCCACUCCUAUUUAAGCUUAGACUGCACAUAGUGACUUCCUUCUAAACAAAAAGAAUAGUAGUAACUUUACAGUUAAAAAAACCUGAAAAAUACUAGUCAAAUAAUCCAAAUGUUAAGACAUGUUGACAGUAUAUACCCAUGAUACCACCAAUGAGAAUGACAUUUUACGUCUGUGGUUUUCUUUCUCAAUACACAGAGGUUCAACCCUAAGAAAAUCAGCAGACAAAUCCCAAGUGAGGGUCAUCCUACAAAAUACCUGACCAGUCAGUACUCCUCAAAACUGCCAGGGUUUUGAAGGAAAUCUGAGAAACUGUAAAAACCAAGAGAAGCCCAAGAAGACAUGAUGACUAAAUGUAAUGUAGUAUCCUAGAUGGGAUCCUGGAACAGAAAAAGACAUUAGGUAAAAAUUAAGUAUGGACUUUAGUUAAUAAUAAUGCAUCAAUAUUGGUUCAUUAAUUCUAACAAAUGUAUCAAACUAAUGUAAGAUGUUAAUUAUAGGGGAAACUGAAUGUAAUAUAUGAGAACUCUGUACUAUCUUCAAUUUUUCUUUAAAUCCAAAACUGUUCUAAAACAAAAAGUUAAUUUAAAAGAAAUUAAGUUGGUAAGAGGAAAAAAAAAAAUGCCAGCCUAAUCACACUUUCACGCUGCUAGUACAAACUUCAUGGUAUGUCAUAAAUUUUCUGCAAAUUCUUGGGUCCCAUUCCCAGAGUUUCUGAUUUAGUAGGUCUGAGGCUGGGGACCGAGUUGGCAUUUCAAAUAAAUUCUGAGAUUGAUCCUGCUGGUCUAAAAAUGGUAUUUUGAUAGUCACUGGCCUCGCCUAGAAGAUGGAAAUCAAAACACACGAUCCCUUGCUACCUAUCCUAUGUCUACAAUCUCAUCUGUCUUUCCUAUGCAGGUAUCUUUUGUUGUAGACACUUUAUGUACUGCUGAAAGCAGGUCUCAUACUAAUGGGGAAACAAAGACCACAAUCUAAUGCUGUUUCAUUACACAUUUUUCUAACUGCAGAGAGGAAUUCCUAUCUAUAAGCUACAUACAAGAUACAUACCAAAAAUGACAAUGGAAACUUGUUUUUGAAACUGAGGAUCCUGAAACUUCCUUGGAGGCUGUUGAGAGAAACUAGACAUCUAAGAGUUGUCAAAUCACAAAUGACGAGUUUAUAAUCCAGCUAUUCUUAUAACUAAAAUAACCAAAAGGACUGCAUAUUUUAUUUUAUGAACUUAUUUCCUAAGAAAACAUAUGAAACUCAAAAUUUAUUCCUGGUGACCAAACAUAGUGUUACCAAGUUUUUCUAUGCUAUUGCCAAUGUUUUAUGGAACCUAUUAAUUUAAUUGACAGACACAAGCAGCACAGAGUAGCAGUUAAGAGCACAAAACACAAAGCCACGCUGCUGGAGCUAGGAAUCUCUACUCUCUAUAAACUCACUAGCUUUGACUUAGAUGAGUUAUUUAACCUAUGAAAUAAAUCACUUUCCUCACCUGUAAUAUAGUGAUAGCCUAUCUCAUAGAGUUACCAUUAGGAUACAUUCAUAUUCAUUAAAAUCCUUAAAACACUGACUAGCCCAUAACU
Molecule: messenger RNA, 12210 nt
Organism: Nyctereutes procyonoides (raccoon dog)
Lineage: Eukaryota; Metazoa; Chordata; Mammalia; Carnivora; Canidae
Gene: NAALAD2
Product: N-acetylated alpha-linked acidic dipeptidase 2
Exons: 19
Coding region: 187-2409 (740 amino acids)
Molecular function (GO): carboxypeptidase activity
Source: RefSeq, a predicted model, not a curated record